Molecule: messenger RNA, 1497 nt
Organism: Myxozyma melibiosi
Lineage: Eukaryota; Fungi; Ascomycota; Lipomycetes; Lipomycetales; Lipomycetaceae
Exons: 3
Coding region: 87-1490 (467 amino acids)
Biological process (GO): protein deubiquitination; ribophagy
Cellular component (GO): Ubp3-Bre5 deubiquitination complex; cytosol; ribonucleoprotein complex
Molecular function (GO): mRNA binding
Source: RefSeq, a predicted model, not a curated record
AGCCCGAUUUCUUUGUUCUCGCACACUUUUUCUUCUUUGUUUCUCUUCUACUUCUGCGCAUCUUCUUCUUCGUCUCAUAUCCGACCAUGAACGGCUCCGUCGAAAAGUCUGAACCGGCGCCCGCCGACCCUGCCCAGGCUUCGCAACAGCAGCAGCAGCAGCAGCAGGCUGGCGAGGCUGAUUCGGUCUCGCAGGUCGAGGUCGGGUGGCUUUUUGUCCAGCAGUAUUACACCUACAUGAACAAGCAUCCCAACAAGCUCCACCAAUUUUACACCCGCAAGUCGAUUAUGUGUCAUGGAAACGAGGGAGAGACUGUUCCUCCUUUGGUCGGCCAGCAGCAAAUCAACAAGAAGAUCGCCGAACUCGACUUCCACGACUGCAAAGUCCUCGUGUCCAACGUCGAUUCGCAGCCUUCGAACGGCGGCCUUGUGAUCCAGGUCCUCGGCGAGAUGUCCAUCCGCGGCGGUCCCUCGCAAAAGUUCGUGCAGACCUUCUUCCUCGCUCAGCAAAAUUCAGGCUACUUUGUCCUCAACGACAUCUUCCGCUUCCUCAAAGACGACCUUGUCGACGACCUCGUCGAGAGCGAAGCCGAGGAGCCCGUCGCCGACGAGACCUCCACCACUCCCGCCGUCGCCGCUCCCGCUCCCGUGCGACCAUCUGCCGCGGUCUCGUCCGCGGUCGACCACAGCUCGGACACCCCUGGCCCGGCUUCGGUUGAGAUCGACGAGGCCACUAUCCAGGAGGAGUACGCCCAGCACGAGAUUGACCCCGACACCCCGGUCGUUGUCGAGGAAGCGCCCCACCCGGCCGUCGACGUGCCUGCCGCGCAGUCCCAGGUCGACGAGGUCCCGCCUGUGCCGCUCGAGCCUCUGCCGGUGGAGAAGCCUGCCGUGCCCGAGGUCACGCCCAAGCCUGAGCCCGCAAAGCCGACCUCGUGGGCGGCGCUUGUUGCGAAGAAGACCGCUUCGGGCACCCCGGCUUCUACUGCCACUAGCACCACCACCGCUGCCGCUCCCGCCCCGGCCGCUGCUCCCGCUCCGGCUGCCAAAGCUGCCGCGAAGCCCGACGACAGGAAGCGCGAGUUUCUCUCGAUCUACGUCAAGGGUGUGACCGACAAGGUUUCCGAGGACGAGCUCCGCGAGGGUCUUGCCAAGUUCGGCACCAUCACGCACUUUGAGGUGCAGCGCGGCAAGUCCUGCGCGGUUGUCGACUACGCGGAUGCCAGCAUGGUUAGGGUCGCGCGCGAGGCCAAGACGCUGACGUUCGAGAACGGGGCGACCGUGUUUAUCGAAGACCGGCGCCGGAACGGUCCGUCUUCGAACCACCAGGGCCAGCGCAAUGGCACGUUCCAGCAAAAGGCUAAUGGACGGUUUGACGACAAGCGUAAGCAGGGCGGCCAGCAGGGCGGCCAGCAGAACGGGAUCGAGAACCAGAACGGGCGGUCAAGAAACAACCGAACGAACAAUGCGAAGAAGGCCAACAAGCAGUAGACUGUCU